This is a messenger RNA of Suillus bovinus, 840 nucleotides long. RefSeq lists its product as uncharacterized. The record is from RefSeq and is a predicted model, not a curated record. The coding region runs from base 1 to 840 and encodes 279 amino acids. The transcript has 2 exons. NCBI's taxonomy places the organism in Eukaryota, Fungi, Basidiomycota, Agaricomycetes, Boletales, Suillaceae.
AUGCCCCAACAAAUUCAUUGGACCUCAUUUGGUAUCCCAUAUGUGGUGGAGUUCAACAACGUAUCGUUCGCGCCUCGUAGAACGGCGUCUCCUUCAGAAGAUAUACUCGCGAGCUUUCCUCCACCAGAGAAUCCAGCUUCUGUCUCGGAGCAAUCUCUGGCAUACUCAUGCCCAUCGGCCGCAAGCUCGACCUCUUCUUUUUGUCAUAUCUCGAAGUGUAUGUUAGAAUCCCCACUACAGACCCGCUCAUCUAUUUCGCGCCUUGCAUCCUUAUCUCGUUCGGCGCCUGGUAUGCGGUCGGCAUCUUCAUUCUUCAAGCGGAAACAGCAGAAAUCUCAUCCAAGCACACGCAAACCUUGCACGACAAGCCAAAAUGCAUUCAGCAACCCAAUCGACACGUGGUGCAGUAUACCUGCCCACGUUCCGAAACCCCUUCCCCCUGUGCCUCAGCAAGAACCUGAAGGCAUCCAUGUGGACGGGCUCCACAUACAAUUUGCCACGCCCCCAUAUGAUCCACGUGCAUCAUCCCGAAGUCGACUAGUGCGUCUGCAAAAGACGAUUACCAGCGCAGUUGUCGAGGCAGGCAUGGAUACUCCCUCCUCACUUGAGGAGCAGACGGAUGUCUCGACGAACGGCGUUCCUGAUUAUCGUAGCCGCGAUACACUGUUCCGUGGGACAUAUGGACAGGUCAUGGUCGCUCUGAAAGCAGCGGGCCUUGUUGCGACGCCAUGUAUGGAGGGCGAAUUUGCAGGUGCUACGCGUCUGGGCGCGCUUUUUGUUGCACAUAGAUCCUCAGAGGAUAGGAAUGUGCAGCUAAGAAAGCUGACACUAUGGGGCUGA